Scophthalmus maximus (turbot) is the source of this 2796-nucleotide messenger RNA. It is a transcript of the gene prdm1c, whose product is annotated as PR domain containing 1c, with ZNF domain. The coding region runs from base 175 to 2538 and encodes 787 amino acids. The transcript is spliced from 7 exons. Gene Ontology annotation, cellular component: nucleus; cytoplasm. Gene Ontology annotation, molecular function: RNA polymerase II cis-regulatory region sequence-specific DNA binding; histone deacetylase binding; DNA-binding transcription repressor activity, RNA polymerase II-specific. NCBI's taxonomy places the organism in Eukaryota, Metazoa, Chordata, Actinopteri, Pleuronectiformes, Scophthalmidae. The record is from RefSeq and is a predicted model, not a curated record. Gene Ontology annotation, biological process: regulation of transcription by RNA polymerase II; cell fate commitment.
ACCUUCCCUCCUCCUGUGCAAGGGGCAAGAGAAAAAGUCACACGCUCAAGAGUUCAGUUGCUCAGUCGCUCACACAGGUACACAGGAUACUGAGGUUGAGCGAGAGACAGGACACGGAGAACAGCAACUGGUUGCUCACAGACACUUCCAAGGAGGGCACGGACAGCCUGCCCUAUGUGUGGCUACUCUCAAGGCUUCACAGCCUCCACCACCACAGCCAUGUUAACCUCAGAACAGUCACUACAGAGCACAAGGGUCGUCACCGCAACAAUGCCAGAGACACAGGAUGUAGACAUGACAUUGUGGAGCGAGGCAGCCUUUGAGGAGAAGUGCACUUACAUUGUGAAUGACCAACCUCUGGAGCAAGAGUCCGAAAACCGCGGGAAGACGCGAGCCGAGAGAUCCUUACCCAGAAACCUGGGCCUGAGACGCUGCCACAACUCGACAGAGGUGCUUGGGGUGACAAGUAAGGAGCUGAUUCCUAAGGGGACACGUUUUGGCCCUCUGGUGGGGGAAAGCUAUACCAACGAAAUACUGCUGACAGGCGCUGACAGGAAGUACUUCUGGAGGGUCUUCUCGGAGGGGAACCUACACCACAUCCUGGACGGUCUGAACGAGGAGCGGAGCAACUGGAUGCGCUACGUCAACCCAGCCUGUACCGUGGAGGGCCAGAACCUGGUUGCAUGCCAAUGCGGUUUGGACAUCUACUUCUACACCAUCAAACCUCUUCAGCAGGGCCAGGAGCUGCUGGUGUGGUACAGCCCUGAAUUUGCCCAGCGCUGUAGCUACCCUCCCCUGGGACAACUGGCAAUUGAUAGCAUGGAUCAGAGUCAAGCACAAGGGAAAACAUCAGGGAAACGAGGACACAGCGUCUCGGAAAUCCUCAGAGACGAGCCCUCCAGAUCCCCAACAACCUGCCCCAGACGUCUGGACAGAUCUUUGUCUCAGACCAACCUCUCAGCAGUUUUCCCGUUGUGUCCUCGUGUUUUCUACCCGAUCCAGACCAACUCAGAAUCUACCCACGGCCAGAGAUAUGCUCCGCUGCCAUCCCUGCCAACCUGCAGCCCUCCAGCUGUCAAAAGGCCAGCUCUGAGUCGUCCCGUUCCCUCCAUGUUGCACUUCAGCUUUCAGCACAGUCAAGGCCCUGUUAUAGCAAAACCUUACGUGGAGCCCUCUUUGCCUGAUCAAGUUCACCCUGCUCUGAGGCACGCUCCCUAUUAUCUGCCUCACUAUUCACUUGGCCAUAACAGCAUUCUACCUCAAUCAUACCAUUUCUGCAGUGAUCGACUGAAACGUCCCGUAACACCCUCAGCUCAUUUAUUACCUUUUGAUGGCUAUGCACACCUCCUCCAUCCUGUAGCCAAACGGCACAGAGACUUGACACUUGCACAAUCAAGUACCAAACACAACCUCAUUCUUUCACCAAACAGUGAACACAAAGACAACAAGGACCUCAUAUCCAGUAGGACAAACUACCUCAGGAUCCCCUUAGAUCACCUCAGAGAUUUCAAACUCUCUCCUUCUAGCAACAUCGAUGGAGACCAAACUAUACCCGCCACAUCCAGUGCCUUAUCAAUGGUCACCUCACUCCGUGGAGCAACGUCUUCCCGUUCAGCCAGAGGAUGCUCACCACCAGUGGGCAUGGCUGCCACCUCAGACUGCCCCCCUUUCAAACCCACCUCUGCUUCUCGGGUUAACACUGAGGUUGCAAUUGACCUCAGGAAGGCCAAACGAGGAGGGGAGAUCAUAGGCUACAAGACUCUUUCUUACCCUCUCAGCAGGCAGAACGGAAAGAUCCGGUAUGAGUGCAACGUUUGUGGAAAGGUCUUUGGGCAGCUGUCCAACCUCAAGGUCCAUCUACGAGUACACAGCGGGGAGCGUCCCUUCAUGUGUCAGACGUGCAAUAAGAACUUCACUCAGCUGGCCCACCUGCAGAAACAUUACCUGGUACACACAGGAGAGAAACCACAUGAAUGCAAGGUAUGUCAUAAACGAUUCAGCAGCACUAGUAACUUGAAGACCCACCAGAGGCUACACUCAGGUGAGAGGCCGUACCAGUGCAAGCUCUGCCCAGCCCGCUUUACUCAAUUCGUCCACCUCAAGCUUCACAAACGCCUACACACUGGGGAACGGCCUCAUCGGUGUCCCCGCUGCCCCUGUGCCUAUCUCCACUACUGCAGCCUCCAGGUGCACCAGCAGGGCUUCUGCCCUCUCUCUCCCAUGGCCUCCCACAGACACUCGCCAGAGGAGCUGCACCGGGUCAACUCCGAGAUCCAGAGGUUUGACAUGAGCGAGGCGGCAGACCAGCUCGAGGCCAUGACUGCAGAGGCCGAGAUGGACAAUGGGAAUGUUAUUGACCUAAUGCAGAAGAUGGAGACCCACACCACGGGCGACCAGGAUGAUGCCGGAGAGGAGACUGAGCUGAGUAUCUACAAAUCAGCGAAGGAGUUUUCUCGAGUUCAGAUGCAUCGUGGCAGCCCUUUACCUCUGCAUCCAACCAGCAUCAAGCUGGAGUCAAGCUGCAUAUCAGAGCCCUAAGACAGCCUUGCUAAUCCAGCCAUAUAAUCCUUACAGGUCAACUCAGCAGCUGUCUGUUACUGCCCUAUUUGAAGUAAAGCCUUAUCUAAAUCAUGGAUUGCCUGGCCUAUACUCUACAGAAACUGUAACACGUGAAGAAUUCAAACUUUAUGGCCUGCAACCAGUGACUUCAUUGAUUUAAAUGUAUAAAUCUUCCUUAAUUUAUUCUGAUAUUAAUAUGAAUAUAAAAUGUAUUAAAAACAGAUUUGUGAGAUUUUC